UGAUAGUCAGUGUCCAAAUCACCAGAUCCAAAACUUUUUCCGCCUGCCGCAUCAUUCGAUCAUCGUGCUUGCUGUUCCCGGCCCGGCAAUUAUGAACUCAUGCUCAGGUUGAGACCCACUUUAUAUCUCCUCACACACCACUGUCGUUUCAUCCCUACUUCCUCGUCGCCGGCGUGAAUAGGGGCGACCAUGUCAGUUGUGGCAGACCAGGUACGGCGUCUGGAUGCGCAACUUGAUCGUAUUCCUUUCGCCCAUUUAAAUCAGCACGACGACGAAUUUGGUGCUCAAGCAACUGCCCAACUAGACUCACCACGAGUUAGGGAAUUGCUUCACAUCAUCAAAACACUAUCAACAACCUCCACUACUCAGCCCGUCUUGCCAGCAUGGAGACUACAAAAUCUUCUAACUCAGUCCAAUCUCGGCGCUGCGGCCAGCGACGAUGAGCUUGGUCCCAGCCAAUAUGAGGCUGAGCUUGAAUGGCUUCUUGUUAGCAAAGCUACCGUACAGACGUACGGUGUUAUUAUGGACACCCUCCUUGAUCAGAUCAUUCCCUUAAAUGAUCACAUCUGGUAUUGGGAUGAUGUCUUGUCGUCGCGGUCAUACAGCACACUUUACUUGGUACAAACCUCUCCCUGGAGGUUCUGGACCUGGACGCAAGAUAUUUACCAGGACAGUAAAACUCGUCUCCGCCGUCGUCGCUCAUCUAUCACCGGUGAAUUCUCCGAGCAAAACUUGGGCGAAGAGUUAACCUCGACCAUUUCGCAAAGAUGGCAGCAAUUUUACGGGAUUGUUAGAGAGACUAUUCGCGAGAGAUCUUUAGUGAACAUUCAAAGACGGAUACUGUCUCCGGCUGCUAUUGCUCGUGCUGAGGCACGGAAAAAGCAAGCAAAGCUGAAGAAACUUCGGGAAAUGACUUCGAGCGGUCUUGGCGUGCUCAUCGAUGAAGGUUUAGCAUUCGGAGGUAAUGGCAGCGACGAUGGUAAGAGUGACAUAAUCAUGUCCAACAACCAGGAAUGGAAAGGGGUCGUUGAACGUAGUGUUGCUCUCAUGGACAUGGUUCUCAAGGAUGUACUGACUCUGGAUGCGGGUGUUGCUGAGUUCGAAGACAAGGUCUUUGCUGGUGUUGAAGAAGACCCAGAGCUCUCCAUCCAGGUCGAGGAAGACGAGAGCAACAGACCUGCUGUGGUUGCCAAGCGCCUGCAAACACUCUUGAGAACACAGUUGCCCAACCAUUUGGAGGCAACUGACAAGCUCGUAGCCAAGAAUGGCCGACCGUCAAGACUCGUACGAUACUGGCUGCCUGCAACAGCAUUACUGCUUUCUUCGACGACGAUUUUACGCAUCUUUGUUAACCGAAGACAAGAGAUUAUCGACUGGAUCACUGACUUUGGGGCUACGGUCAAAGAUUUCUGGUUUAAUUGGAUUUUGGAGCCGACUCGCAAGGUUAUCGGAACGAUACGCCAUGAUUCGAAUAGUGAAAUCGCCAUCAUGAGCAGGGACAGCCUUAAAGCGGAUCGGGACUCUUUGGAGCGCAUGGUUGUCGACUUUGCGACGGAUAAACCAAGUUCUGCGAUUGGCGCCUCAUCGAUAUCUGAAUCUCAAAUCGCAGAUAUCAGAGCCAAAGUGAGAGAAGGUGAUCUGACCCCCGUGCUUCGAGCGUAUGAAAAGGAUCUUCAAAGCCCGCUUGUCGGUGCUCUUCGCGGGGACCUCGUACGGACGUUGCUCAUUCAGGUCCAGAAGACAAAGGUCGAUGUAGAGGUAGCUAUGACUGGCAUAGAUUCCUUGCUGAAGAGUCAGGAAUUGGUUUUCGGGUUCGUGGGACUGACCCCCGGUAUCCUGGUUUCCAUUGGUUUGUUCCGAUAUCUACGAGGGUUGUCUGGAGGAAGGAAAGGUUAUAGAAAGGAGAGCCAUGCCGUCAAGACUGUGCGUGUGCUUCGCAAUAUUGACCGCAUCUUUUCCGAGGCGACGCCAUCCCCCAACAACCUCCUAUCAUACAGAGACCAUGGCUUGCUGGUGUGCGAAGUACACGUUCUUCGUCGACUUGCGCACUCGCUUAUACCGGCCGAUGUUGAGAGGGAGUUUCUCGAGGAUCUGGAUGACCUCGCGAACCUCAAAGGCAUUCAAUCACAGGUGCGAGCACUUGAUCGUAUACGGUGGGCAUACGCGAAAUGGCUCAAAUAGCCCACAAUCAGACACGGAUUGUUAUGAUGAGCCAAUAGUACUGAAGACAUAUACAAAAAGAUAUCAAUCAACACUUAGCAUGCAGUAAUUAUUCACCACUUGGUUUUGGUCAUUCGAGUUGAUGAUGCGACUCACAAUCAGUGCGGCCUGGUGGUCAAUCAAAGUUUGGUGGACGAGGAAACAGCAGUAAGCUGGGAACGAUGCACUUUGAAAAUGUUGCUACAAUAAUGACUCACCUUUGUAACCUU
Truncatella angustata is the source of this 2429-nucleotide messenger RNA. RefSeq names its product ATP synthase regulation protein NCA2-domain-containing protein. The transcript has 2 exons. The record is from RefSeq and is a predicted model, not a curated record. Gene Ontology annotation, cellular component: mitochondrial outer membrane. The coding region runs from base 190 to 2181 and encodes 663 amino acids. NCBI's taxonomy places the organism in Eukaryota, Fungi, Ascomycota, Sordariomycetes, Amphisphaeriales, Sporocadaceae.